This is a messenger RNA of Juglans microcarpa x Juglans regia, 1336 nucleotides long. RefSeq names its product reticulon-like protein B16. The coding region runs from base 156 to 875 and encodes 239 amino acids. The transcript has 6 exons. NCBI's taxonomy places the organism in Eukaryota, Viridiplantae, Streptophyta, Magnoliopsida, Fagales, Juglandaceae. The record is from RefSeq and is a predicted model, not a curated record.
UAGCUGGGAAACAGAGAAGUUGAGGACUCCCGGGCCCCGGCGUCCCAAAUCUCGGAUCCUAUUUCAAAACUUUGCCCAAUUUCGAUUUGGAACUCUCUUUUUCCCUGUGGGGGCUGAAUUUUCAAUUUCUCUGGGUUUUCUUGGUGUUGGCUUUCAUGGAAUAUUCCCAAGAUUUAUGUAACGUGGAGGGUGAUGGGGAUGCCAGGAAACCCACGGCUUGUACAUCAUCAACAUCGCCAUGUAGCUCAGGAGGGUCAGGUUACCGAUUGUUCGGUCGCCAAGCCUCUGUCCACCAGUGUAUGGGCGGAGGUCAAGCUGCUGAUAUUCUGUUGUGGAAGCGGCGGAAUGUUUCUUUAGGCAUCAUUGCUGUUGCUACAGUUGCAUGGCUCCUAUUUGAGCGGUCUGGAUUAUCGUUCUUAUCAAUUUGUUCAGAUGUGUUGCUGAUUUUAAUUGUACUGUUGUUUCUUCAUGCCAACUAUGCUGUUUUCAGAGAUAGACAAUUGCAAACAUUACCGGAGCUAGUAUUGUCAGAGGAAAUGGUUAAUAAUGCUGCAGCAUCAUUUCGUGUUAAAAUCAAUAACGUGCUGCUUAUGGCUCAUGACAUCACACUUGGCAAGGAUUUUAGACUUUUUUCUAAGGUGGUUGUUUGUGUGUGGCUCUUGUCUGUCGUUGGGAGCUUCUUCUCUUUCUUCACAAUCGCUUAUAUUGGAACCAUCAUAUUCAUUACAGUUCCUGCCUUGUACAGCAAGUAUGAAGAGCGUGUGGAUAGGUAUUGCGGAAUGAUCCACCGGCAAUUUUCAAAGCACUAUAAAAUAGUGGAUGAAAGUGUGAUUAGCAGACUUCCUCGAAGUUUAACCAAGGACAAGGAUGCGUAGUUCUGAUAUUCUAGUUUCAGUCGCAAUGACAUUGUGCAGAAGACUCGAGAGUUUCAGGGUCGCAUGGAUAGUGAUCUUGUCAGAGAGAAGGAUUGCUGGCUGGAGUUGUGCAGUGUGCUAGUAAUGUUUACUGUUUAUUACUGCUGAGACGGAACUAGGAAGGGAAAAAAAAUGGUUUUGCAUCUUUGAUCUGGUCGUGAAGGCAGCAAGAUAAAUUAUGUACUUUUCUGGCAUUAGAGGUUCCAGGCCGAACUACGAAAGGUUUAUUUCUGUGGUAGGAUCCCAGAACGAAGGGCUUUAGCCUUGUAGCCUAUCGUCGUAAUAUUAGGCUGUUGGCCCAAGAUUGUCGACCGUAACCUUGCCCUUCAUUGCAAGAACUAGGCUUUGCCAUGAAACUCCAGUCCUGUUCUGUAUACAGCGCUCGCAAUUUACUCGUAAGACUAAUUAAGGAUCUUUCUUUC